Eremomyces bilateralis CBS 781.70 is the source of this 681-nucleotide messenger RNA. RefSeq lists its product as uncharacterized. NCBI's taxonomy places the organism in Eukaryota, Fungi, Ascomycota, Dothideomycetes, Eremomycetales, Eremomycetaceae. The record is from RefSeq and is a predicted model, not a curated record. The transcript is spliced from 2 exons. Bases 1 to 681 code for a protein of 226 amino acids. Gene Ontology annotation, biological process: fungal-type cell wall organization.
AUGGCUCCAACGGCUCCAACCGCCACGGUGAAACUCAUCGAGGGUCUAUGCGAUCAUUCCGAAGAAUUUCCGCCUGGUCUGGUCUUAAAUCUCUGCGAUAUCCUUGAACAGUUGAACGUCCGUUACUCGACCUGGUUGGCCCUAAAAACGAGCUCGAAAAUCAUGUGGCGCGGAUACAUUCUUCUCCUUCUCUCGCUCGGGAGCGCGAAUGCGUUCCAAUGGUUCGGGUCCGACGGUGCAAUAUCAUCGGAGUUGGCGGACCUGCCCCUUCCUGAGCCAACCGUUCUGGAACUAGGAGUUGGCAGCCUCGAUCGCCGGUCCCCCGACCCCGAGCCCAACCCCAACCCCGACCCCGCCGUCGUCGACGCUCCCGUCACCGCCCUGCCGACGGCCUCCCAGUAUCCGACGGAGACGACCGACUGGCUGGAGACCACCCUGGUGAACGGCCAGAAGACGUGGGUGCCCGUCGUGUUCACACAGACGUUUGCCGCCGUGCCCGACCAGUGGCCGGGACCCGCGGAAGGGGGGUCGAUUGGGAUGGGCACAUUGACGGGCCAGAUCGGGGUGGUGAGGACAAGCUUGCCGCAGCAAUCGGAUGGGGAUUCUAUUGAUAAGCAGGGGUGGCUAGUGGGGGAAGCGGGAGCCGUGGGGAUGAUGCUUGGGGGACUAUUGUUUGCUUGA